This is a messenger RNA of Soboliphyme baturini, 1674 nucleotides long. The record is from the annotation of a GenBank genome assembly. NCBI's taxonomy places the organism in Eukaryota, Metazoa, Nematoda, Enoplea, Dioctophymatida, Soboliphymatidae.
AUGAAACACCGGCCGGAAAAGAAAAGAAAGAGGACGAAGUUGCAUAUAGAGAUAGAGAAGUCAGCGUUGAAUCGGCUACCGAAGAGGGAGCGACGUUUGUCAAAGAAAGAAAGGCAAGUAAGGCGCAUAGCGUUUCGCACGGCCAAACUUAGCCAGAUCGCAAGAGACCAGAUUCGGCUGGCAGCCGAGUUGGAAGAAGGGCGUGUGCGGAACGACCUCACCUUUGACGUGCUGCAUGACAUGGCUGAUUCUAAGAAAUUGGCCGAAUUGUCCACCGAGCAGUUGCCUAAGCUGUCCUGUUCUAAAAUAUGGACAACGGAGAAAGUGAAAGAAGAAAAUAGUAGUUUUGUCUCAACCGAUACAUUGUCUACUGCUGCCCUCUCGGCGAAACAGGAAAAUUUUGAAAUCAUUCGCCGUGCACCGAUCGGCUCCUCGAUGAAGCUGCUUCUGCCGAUCAAGACUAUCAGCGGCAAGGUGAUACCAGUGAUGCGGACAGUCAUCAGUGACAAUGGGGAGGACAGCCCUGAUCAGUUGAAUCAACAAGAAGACGAGAGAAAGGGUAUUGACGGAAUAACGGAAGAGGAGAAAAUGAAUGACCAUCAGACGAGUCGCCUGUCGCGUCCUGAAACUAUUCCUGAACUGUUCGCUGAACGCCAUCGACUACUUACAGGUUUCAAGAACAAAAUUGCUUCGGCUUGUAAUUCCGUCAUCGUCAAUCCUGAGCAAAGUCUUAAUAGGCUUAAGGAAGUUUUGGCAUAUGCCGCAGGGGUUUCGGAUCCGUUAGUAAAAUUGACGGUUCAGAAACUGGCUUUAGUUUCGUUGGAAGAGGUGUUCGUCGAUAUCGUCCCGCAGUACAAAAUCCGCGAGAUCACUGAAAAGGAGAAGGUACAGAAGAUCAGUAAGGAAACCAAGGAAUUGUGGGCGUACGAAGAAAAUCUUCUCAACAAAUACAAGAAGUAUCUGCAGAUUAUGGAACAGAUCGUGAAAGGACAGAAAAGUCGAUUGAAGGACUUUCGGGUUCACUCCUCAAAAUUGUGCUUAACCGCUGUAGAAUGUUAUGGACGACUUUUAGCUCAUCAUCCAUUUUUUAACUACAGGGAUGGCAUCAUCAUCGUUUUGGUACCGUUAAUGACGUCGAAAGACGACCAGGUGCGACGGAAGUGCUGCGAGAUAUUCGAACACAUUUUUGACACGGACAUUAGUGGAGAAAUAUCUUUGGAAGCCGUGAGGGCUAUAAAUCGGUUCGCACGUAAGAACACGAGGAUGCUUCAUCCGGAUAUGCUGUAUACGUUACUUAAGCUGAAAAUCACUCACAUAGAAAAGUCAAGUACCGAAAGCAUAAAGGAAAAGAUCAACCGACGUAAAAGAAUGAUGCGGAUGAUGAGUCGCAAUGAACGAAAGCACUAUAAACGAGUCGAGCUGCUUAAGCGCGAGUUGGAGGAGGCGGAAGUUGAAACGAAAGAAAGCACAGUGCUGCAAAACCACACGAAGAUCAUAACAUCGGUGUUUCAUGUUUACUUUCGACUCCUGCGGCAGAUGUCUCGUUCGAAGUUGCUGCUUCCAGUACUUGAAGGUCUUUCUAAGUUUGCCCACCUGAUCGGCAUUGAAUUUUUCGAUGAUAUCAUUAGCCUGCUCUACGAAAUCGCUACGGCAACCGUAAGGUUUUAUUUGUAA